CUGCAAUGACAGUAACGUGUUAACCAGGCAAGUGCCCUAUGGAUUUUUGGGAGGCUGAAAUGGACAUCUGAAAGAAUGAGGCAAGGACGGCCAACUGGGAACAACAUGAGGAACAAAUUGCAGCUCCAGACAAUUCCCUUCUUCCUCUUACUUCAGUACACUACAUGUUGUGAAGAUCUCCUUUGUUCUGUGGACUACGUACAAACUCUGACGUGUGUCCAGAAAACUGACCUCAGUGAGACUUCGUAUAAUCUCACUGCAACUUGGCUCCUUGAAGAAGAGAUGAAAAUUCCUGAGCCCUUCUGCAAUCUCCAGCUGUCAUCCAGAACUGCUACUCACAUUCAGUACACAUGCUCCCUGGACCUGACGGAAUUCACUUCGGAUGACAAGUUCCGAGUGGAUGUAACAAAGCUAGCUGAUGGGCAAUACACAACUUCCAAAGCAUGCAGUGAAUUUCUCCUGAGCAAGAACAUUAAACCGUUCCCUCCAUUCAAUCUGACGGCCGUGUUUUCAGAUGGGUAUAACGUCUCUUGGAAAACCAUCUAUCAGAAUUCUCUCUUUUACUAUUUGGAUGAUGAGCUGGAAUAUGAGCUGCGGUAUAAGAAGAAGAGUGACACCUGGGAGAAUAAGAAGAGUAAAGUGAUCCCAGAGGACAAGCGAAGUGUGGUGCUCCUGCCACUGGAAUUCCAGAGGGACACAGACUAUGAGUUCCAGGUGCGAGCCAAGCCCCGGCCUGGCUCUGACUACGUGGGCGUUUGGAGCGAAUGGAGUUCCCCGCUAACCCUGAAAACUGAACCUGAGGAGAGCCCAGGAGUGCGAUGGCUGGUGUCACUGCUCGCCUUUGCUCUGGUCGCUGUCUCCGUCACCGUGUUUCUGACCAAACACCAGAGCAUAUGGAAAAAGCUGGGGGUUUUCAUCCCGGAUCCUGCUCCCUUUUUCAAACCACUUUACGUGGUACACAACGGAGAUUUCAAGAAAUGGGUUGGUGCAUCCUGUACCAAAGCAACACUGGAUUUCUUUGAAUGGGGGAUUGUCCUUCCAGAAGUUUUAGAAGUUUACGGCAAACACCUUUCCCACAGCACUGCUGCUGAGGAGCUGAAAGAACUCAAUAAAGAUCACCCUCGCAAGACUUGCGUGCCUUGCCUGGCCAUGCACGGUCAGGACAGACAGUCCUGUCUGUGCAGUUUGAAUAGUAGCAGUGGGAAACAGGACCAGUCAUAUGGUCAUCUCUCUAUUGACACAGUAACUGUGGCUGAUGAAUUUACACCUUGUUACUCACAAUGCAACUGUAACAAUGCUCACAGGGAUCAUGAGCAUCUGGAUGCUGAUGGAGAGGAUGGCUACCCCAAGGUUAAUCUGGACAGUGAUAUUUCCAGCAGUUUGCCUCUGGCUGCCCUGAGUGCACAAGAUAACAUAAUUUCCUCAGGCUCUGUGUCUAUGGAGCACUCAUGGAGGAGUGCAAGUCCCUUGGUGCAUCACCCAAUGGCAGAAGCCCUGGGAGGAGGGAUGGGGAGUAUUUUAGAGGCCCUUCGCCUGCAUCAUGAGCAGUGGGAUUUAGAAAGUCCAGCUUCUCUGCCUUCUCCAGAUGGUGAAAGUGUUUCCUAUAGCGAUGGCCCUUAUGACUUUUUCUCUCCUAAUACACGAACUGGUGAUGGUUACCCGGCAAUUUGCCUAGACUUAGACACCAUUGACAGUGGAUUUGUGGACUCAGAUUGUGGGAGUCCGAUCGAGUGUGAAUUUGAGAAAAGCGCUCAGACCAAUUCAGGCUGUAGUUCUGGAUCCAUCACACUUGAAAAUGAAGGAGAGGACUUCCCACGGAGUUACGUCAAACAGUGGGUCUCCUGUCGCUCUGCCACGCUGCUCAGUGGGACGCAGACAAACUAAGGGCUCGUGCUCCUUGCCAUUUCCAAGCCUGUGCACUAAUACAGGAGCCCAGAAAAACUAUGCAGCACAACAGGAACAGAACAAAAUUUG
Messenger RNA from Gopherus evgoodei (Goodes thornscrub tortoise), 1974 nucleotides. It is a transcript of the gene IL21R, whose product is annotated as interleukin 21 receptor. The transcript is spliced from 9 exons. Lineage: Eukaryota; Metazoa; Chordata; Testudines; Testudinidae. Gene Ontology annotation, cellular component: external side of plasma membrane. The record is from RefSeq and is a predicted model, not a curated record. The coding region runs from base 76 to 1884 and encodes 602 amino acids. Gene Ontology annotation, molecular function: protein binding; cytokine receptor activity. Gene Ontology annotation, biological process: cytokine-mediated signaling pathway; immunoglobulin mediated immune response.